This is a messenger RNA of Paramormyrops kingsleyae, 2761 nucleotides long. Lineage: Eukaryota; Metazoa; Chordata; Actinopteri; Osteoglossiformes; Mormyridae. The record is from RefSeq and is a predicted model, not a curated record.
AGUUCAGUGACGCAGUAAUGACGAUUUUCUCCGGCCAAUCAGUGACCAGUAGAGUUUACACGUCACGUUUUGGUAACGGUUCGGCGCGCUUGGAACCUCGGCUGAGGUGGUACUAAAAAAAGGACCAGGUACCAGGUACUGUUCCCAGUGGAAAACCCCCCAAAAGUGAGCUGAACUGAACCGUGUCGUGCCGUACUAUGCAGUGGAAAAGCGCCAUAAGUUCCUGGGCCAGGAACUUUUGUAUCUCCAGGCUGUUUUUGUGUAUGGCCUUCACAACACGCAUCAGGAACUAGGACCUUUAUGCUAAAGCAUGGAAGGUGCAAAACGUUUGUAAGUUUAACGUUACACAUAAUUUUCAUACGCAACUUUGCCACCAUGCCAAAAUAAUGGAGGCUGGAUGAGUCCUUUUAGUUAGUUGUCAGUUUAUUGGGUGAUCAAUCGUGAUCAAAAAAAGACACUGCCUUUUAUUUAUAUUUUUGCUAAUAACCCAUGACAUGUUCCUUAUUUUAAUUAAAUCUGGCCAGCAGAUCGAGCUUUCAUUCUCCGCAGAAUAAAAAAAUAUGUAGCAUUGUCCUGCUAAUAAGCGAUGGCAAGUUUCACCACUGGCACCGGCUUUAUUAGACAAAACUGUAUUAGGUAGUGAUAGAAUUUUCUGAUGCAGACAUUUGGAGAUGCAUGUGAAAAUUGUAUUACUUGAUACAUAAAUGGAAUUACUUUUGUACCCCAAUUUUUGCUCUGCUGCAUCUCAUUUUCUGCACUUCCAUGUAACUUCCAAGUUUGCGCUGGUGCUUGUGGUCGACCAUUCAGCAAGUUAAUCGCAAGUGUCUCCCCAGUAGCUUGUGUUUGAGCAAAUUAUAUUUAGUCUGGAGUAGGUACUAGAAAAGAGUUCUGGAACUGCCUCCAAGGAACUACAAUUGGGCUGAGUUCCUACAGUAAACAUGACAAAGGUAACUGGUUCUGGUUCCGGAAAUAGUUUGAGCGACGUUGAAAGCGCCUAUAGAUGAUGCAGUCUGCCUGAAAUCUUCAUUUGUGUCUUCAGCAUCCAGGAGUUUUCCAAUCUGUAUUCUGGUGGUCCGAUCAGAACGAAACCCCUGCUGUGGGGUCAGAAUCGUAUGCCACAGACCAGGGAAGGAGGGUCUGUUUGUGGUCAACUCAAGCUGUUGCUGGCUGUGCAUUACAACACACUGACUAACUGGCACUGUCUCAGUGUUUAAUUUCAUUUUGGUUUCAGCAGAUGCCUUCCUGCAGUGAAAACAGCUGCCGCACGAACCAGAAACCUUCCCAGCAGGGAGUUGGAGAGGGUAACAAAGAGGAGGGGGAAUUCCUGGUAUCUGAGGUUGAAGGGACUGUGAACGAAAGCCCCCGAAAGGUGAAAUGGAGUAUGAAGGACGCAGCGGUUCAGGAUGUGACUGAGGAGGAGCUGACUGGUUCUCUUUCGUUACACACUGAUGAGAGGAGCAAAGAUUGUGUGAAACCUCCAAACCCAGCAAGGAGAGUGGAUGAAUCCUCCAAAACUUUUGCUUGCUCUCAGGAUCCAUUCUCCUACACUGCAGACAUUGACCUGCACAGACAUAUCAAAAUAUCUCACCCCAAGGAGUAUGUCAGACAACUGAGGACUAGAUCUGUCUACACAACCCAGGAUUCACCAACUUCUGCUGGUCCCUGUGCCGCUCAGCCCAGUACAGACACAAUCAGGACCCUGGAAGAAGCCAGUACAGACACACUGACAGCACAACAGGGUUCCCAGGGUGAGAUGACUUUCAAUAUAAACAGAGACUGUAAAAUACACAGGCAGCCUCACACAAAGAAGUCGUCCCACCAGUGCUCCCAGUGUGGGAAGAGCUUCGGACAUUUAGGAAACCUAAAGACACACCAGCGGAUUCACACAGGAGAGAGGCCCUACCAGUGCUCCCAGUGUGGAAAGAGCUUCCAACGUUUAGAAAGCCUAAAGACACACCAGCGGAUUCACACAGGGAAGAGGCCCUACCAGUGCUCCCAGUGUGGGAAGAGCUUUAAUGAGUUAGGAACCCUAAAGACACACAAGCGGAUUCACACAGGAGAGAGGCCCUACCAUUGCUCCCAGUGUGGGAAGAGCUUCAGUCGAAUAGGAACCCUAAAGAGACACCAGCAGAUUCACACAGGGAGGAGGCCCUACCAGUGCUCCCAGUGUGGGAAGAGCUUCAUUCAAUUAGGACUCCUAGAGAGUCACCAGCGGAUUCACACAGGAGAGAGGCCCUACCAUUGCUCCCAGUGUGGGAAGAGUUACAUUCGAAUAGGAACCCUAAAGAGACACCAGCAGGUUCACACAGGAGAGAGGCCCUACCAGUGCUCCCAGUGUGGGAAGAGCUUCAUUCAAUUAGGACACCUAGAGAGUCACAAGCGGAUUCACACAGGAGAGAGGCCCUACCAGUGCUCCCAGUGUGGGAAGAGCUACAGUCGAAUAGGAACCCUAAAGGUCCACCAGCAGAUUCACACAGGAGAGAGGCCCUACCAGUGCUCCCAGUGAUGAUCUCGAUUAGGACACAUUGAGAAGCACUCACUUGACAGUUCAUUAUCACAGUUAGUCCAGUAAGUUGGUUCUUGAAUUUUUCUGAAUUGUAUUUGUGAAAUACCAGUAUGUUGGGUCCCCCUCAGUAGUCCUGUUGAUGUUUAGGAUUUGUUUGACAAAGAUUUGGAGGCAGCGUUUUAAUAGUUAGUGUAUUUUGAAGGUAGUCUUUGACUGCAAAGCAGUUUCAUAAACUGUGUAUUUUACCGAAGAGAA